Molecule: messenger RNA, 2614 nt
Organism: Myotis brandtii (Brandt's bat)
Lineage: Eukaryota; Metazoa; Chordata; Mammalia; Chiroptera; Vespertilionidae
Gene: ZNF425
Product: zinc finger protein 425
Biological process (GO): proteolysis
Molecular function (GO): serine-type endopeptidase activity
Source: RefSeq, a predicted model, not a curated record
GUCUACCUUGGAGGUCAUAUACGAUGAUGGAAAAUCUAGCACCAACAACUUGACGACAAAGAAAGUAGACAAGCUAAUUACUCACCGCUUCUUUGACAGUUUGCUCUUGCGUAAUGACAUUGCUUUACUCCUGCUCAAAAACCCAUUUAACUUCAGUGUCAUGGGAUUGCCCAUCUGCCUCACCGAGGUCAAUGAGAUACAGGAAUGGAGAAAGUGCCACUUUACCAUUUCUCAUGGAGGUGUGCGUGAAAAGCUGCAGAAAGUCAACGUGGAGCUGGUUGAAUGGAGUAGGUGCUCUGAAAAUAUGCCUAUGGUCACCCGGGACAUGCUUUGUACUAGGAGCGCUGAAGAUUGGAAGGAUGCCUGCCAGGGUGACAGCGGGGGGGCUCUGGUUUGCCAGAAAAAUAACAAAAGCCCAUGGUACCAGCUGGGCAUUGUCAGCUGGACUGUGAACUGUGGCGAGAAGAAUGUGAUUGGAGUGUACACGAAAGUGGCUAAUUACCUGUUAUGGAUGUUCGAGGAGACCACAACAGCAGGAAACUCCUUCAUGCCUGAUCCAGACUCUGGGGCAAAAGAGGAGGAGUGCCAUUUAAAUCGUUUCCAAAAGCGCUCCCAUGCUACCUUACCAGGGGAGGAAAAUAAGAUUUUAUCAGAUCAAAGAGCUGCCUUACAAGAUCUCCAAGAAAGAGAGAUUCUGCAUAAAAAUGUCAACAUCACAGCAUCUAAUCAGGAUGAGAAUGAUCUAUGGCAUAAGGCUAUGGGUCCCCCAGGUCACCUGGAAGUUCCAUCAGGGCCGAGCUUUUAUUCCUGCUUCGUUUUCCACAAAAAGAAAGACUUGGUAAAGCUCAGAAGGAGCCACUCCAAGGGCCAGCCCUCUACAUAUCCCAAGUACAAGAGCAGAAGGAGCUCUCACCUCAGAUGGAGCGGAUGGUCCUGUGUAAGAAGCAGCCGGAUGGUCCUGUGUAAGAAGCAGCGUUUCCAAUGUGGUGAGUGCGAGAAGAGCUACCGCACGAAGUGCAGCCUGAUUGCGCACCAGGUCAUUCCCACGGGGCAGCGGCCCUUCCGGUGCCCUGAAUGUGAGAGGACCUUCUGGGGUAAAGCCACUUUGAAGAAGCAUCAGUGUUUGCACAAAGGUCAGAGACCAUUUUCCUGCCAGGAGUGUGGCAAGGGUCUCACCCAGCAGUCCAAGCUCACUGAGCACGUCAGGGUGCACACUGGGGAGAAGGCUUUCCAGUGUCCACAGUGUGACCGAAGCUUCCGCCUGCAGAGAAGUUUGAAGGCCCGUCUUCGCCUGCACAGUGGGGAGAAGGCCUUCCAUUGUCCGGAGUGCGGCCGGAGCUUUUCCCGGAAGGAAGGCAGCUGUAGGCCCACCAGGUGUUUACACAGUGGGGAGAAGCUGAUUUCCUGAGAUCAGUGUGAUAGGAAAUUCCCCCACAGGGCUAGACUCACUGAGCAUGUCAGAGUUCAUACUGGAGAGCCCUUUGAGUGUCCUCAGUGUAAGAACGCGUUCCACCUAAAGAGAAGCCUAAAAGCCCACUGUCAGCACAGCGGGGAGAAGCCCUUCCCGUGUCCAGAGUGUGGGAGGACCUUCUCCUGGAAGAACGCCAUGAAGGCCCACCAGCGUCUCCAUAGCGAGGAGAAGCCAUUCUCCUGUGCACAGUGUGGCAAGAGGUUUACCCGGCCCUCCAAGCUCACUCGCCUCAGCCGAGUCCACAGCAAGCAAAAGGAAUUCUCUUGUGCCGAGUGCAAAAAGACCUUUCCUCGGCAGUCAAGGCCCACGGAGCACCUCAGGGUCCACACCAAGGAAAAGCCAUUCUUCCGUGCUGAGUGCAACCAGAGCUUCCGCAGACGCUCACACCUCACUGAGCACAGGUGGCUUCUCAGUGAGGAGGAUCCUUUCCAGUGUCCCGAGUGUGGCAAGAGCUUUUCCUGGAAGGCCUCCAUGAAGUUCCACCAGCGGAAGCACAGGGGCGAGAAGUCCUUCCCCUGUAGCGAGUGCAGUAAGGCCUUUACUCAGCAGUCUCAGCUCACUGAGCACGCGAGAAUUCCCCUGGGGAAGCCCUUCCAGCAUCCCGAGUGCAAUAAGAGUUUCCGUCUCAAAGGACAUUUGAAAAGCCACCUGCUCCAACACAGUGGCCAAACCCCAUUCUCUUGUGUUAAGUGUAGCAAAAGUUUCACUCGGCUGCAGUACAGGCUCACAGACCACAUUCGAGUUCACUGUGGUCCAGCGUGUGACAAGAGCUACUGCGUUCCAGGGAGUUUGAAGGUCCAUUUGUAAACGCAAAGAGGACAGAAGCCCUUCAGGUAUCCCGAAUGCGGCAAAGGCUUCCUCCAGAAGAGAAGUUUGAAGACCCAUCUGCACCAUCACAGAGGGGAGAGGCCUUUUGCUUGUGAUGAGUGUGGAAGGAGCUUCACAUACCUGGGGGCACUCAACACCCAUAUUGCUCCACUGCAUGCCAGGGAAAAGCCCAUCAGUCUCUAGAUCAAGCCACACAGACAGUGAGCUCUGUUGGCUCGCUCUGGCUGAGUCAGGAUAAAGAAUUCACAGAACACUGGCUUCAGACACAUGGGCCAGAUGCAUAGGAGACCGGGUGUGACGCCUCCUUGACAAUGG